AUGCGGUGCCUGGUGCGCCAAGACAUACCGCUCAACCAAGGCUGCCUGGCGCCCAUCACGAUCCGCAUCCCCGCCGGCACCAUCCUGUCGCCCUCCAGCGAGGCUGCUGUGUGCGGAGGAAACGUGCUCACCAGCCAGCGCGUUACCGACGUGGUCCUUAAGGCCUUCAGGGCCGCGGCGGCCUCCCAGGGGUGCAUGAAUAACUUCACAUUUGGCGACGACUCCAUGGGGUACUACGAGACCAUCGCCGGCGGCGCGGGCGCCGGGCCAGGCUGGCACGGCCGCAGCGGCGUCCACACGCACAUGACAAACACGCGGAUAACGGACCCGGAGAUCUUCGAGCGCCGGUACCCCGUGGUGCUGACGGAGUUCAGCCUGAGGGAGGGGUCGGGCGGGAGCGGGCAGUGGCGAGGGGGCGACGGCGUUGUGCGAGAGGUGGAGUUCCUGGCGCCCCUGACGGCCUCCAUCCUCUCCGAGCGGCGCUCCACUGAGCCCUUCGGCUUGCUGGGAGGCAAGGCCGGCGCCGCAGGAGUCAAUCUGUUGAAGAGGAGGAAUGGACACACCGUCAGCCUGGGCGGCAAGGCGUCCGUGGAGGUGCAUCCCGGCGACCGCAUAAGGAUCCUGACGCCGGGAGGCGGUGGAUUCGGGGCGGAGGCAGGCGCGAACGGCGCAGCAGCGCCGCAUGCCGAGGAGAGGGGCUUCGCUAUGCCAGGCGGGGAGGGAGGCGAAUUCAGUCGCCAGAGCGGCAGCGUGUUGGAGCACAAACGGCUCCAGGAGUCGGCGUAG
Ostreobium quekettii is the source of this 786-nucleotide messenger RNA. The record is from the annotation of a GenBank genome assembly. Lineage: Eukaryota; Viridiplantae; Chlorophyta; Ulvophyceae; Bryopsidales; Ostreobiaceae.